This is a messenger RNA of Coniosporium apollinis CBS 100218, 3924 nucleotides long. RefSeq lists its product as uncharacterized. The record is from RefSeq and is a predicted model, not a curated record. The transcript has a single exon. Bases 1 to 3924 code for a protein of 1307 amino acids. Lineage: Eukaryota; Fungi; Ascomycota; Dothideomycetes.
AUGCUACACACGCUGGACGUGUUGCAACCUAAAAUCUACGAACCUGUCCUCUCCCCAUCGACCGCAGACAAACCUUCGAGCAGGUACCCUUUCCUGACACCUGAGCUUGGCACGGAUAGAGCAGACCCAAUACUGGGGGAGAAGAGCAACAUCAUGGUGUCGGCGAAUGAUUUUGGUAUGGAUGCGAGCGAGGUCGCGCCUCCUCAGUACAACGCACGGACUCGAGACGCAGAAGCGAAGAUGUAUGAACAGGACAAAUACGAAUACAAGCAGCAGGACUGGACGACAGAGGUGUCGCGAGCUGCCGCUCGGAAUGCUCUAGCAAGACAGCCCAGGAGGACGUCAAUACAUAAGGCAGCUCGACAGCAGUCCAGAAGGAAACAGAAGCCGUUCGCGAAGACGCUCAGGCCGGGCAUCACUGUAGACACCAGUGUGUCAAGGCACCGCGGAGCUGCUCCGCGUCAGGUUUUCCCUCAAGCAGAAGAAGUCAACCUUGUGGAGAACUUCAAGGGUGCCGGCGGCUUUGUCGGUUUUGUAAGCUUAGCCGACUUGGCUGGUGCGCAAGAGGAGGAACGUCCGGCAAAAGGUGGAUGGUGGCAGAGAGCGAGAGCAGCCCGGAUGAAGGGCAAAACCAGCAACAGUACUGAAGCAGUAAAGGUGCCGACAGCGAACGCAGGUGGCGAUAGAAAUGAUUAUGACGACGGCUUCCGCUCCAAGGCGAAGACUAUAAGGGCUCAUGCCCACGUACCAAACCAGGAGACUACGUCAGAGUGGCGAACAGAUGGAGCGCUGCGUAGCAAGACCGACGCGAACGGCGUAGGAGAACAGCACGAAGAGAUGACGAUGCCGAAGUACAAGGGCUUACGACCGGCGCGCUUAACGUUGACAGACAUAUCGCCUUCCGAUCGACCGAUCCAGAUCGGCAUCUCCAUCCCAUCCGCACGUCUCCCGGAAUUUGUGGUCAGCCCACAGACAGCUGGUGGCUAUGAGCGAGAUGCACUGGGGCCAGCAGGGCACCACCUAGGCCUAGGCGAAGGCGGAGUGGAAACACCAACUGUUAUCAUAACACCAGCAAGAGAAGAUUCUGGGUGGUUCAACAGGACAGGCGAGGACAACAACUCCGACCACCGUCCGCGACCUGCCUCAAGUAUCUAUUCGCGAGCCACUUCCUACUGGCCUAAGCCUGCCGGCACCCAAGAGGCACCUCCCAUGCCAGCGUUACCUGCGAAUUUUGUUGGAGGUGGACGAAGCUCCAUCGUGACGGAAAGAGGAGGCAUACAUGCUUUUGGAGCCGUCUUUGUCUCAGACAUGGGCCGUAAAGCUGGAGGCAGCCAAACGGGACGAGCGAAUAGAGACUCAACCGUCACCGCGUUCGAGGAGGAUGCCGAUGCCAAGCGGAAAGAUCGAGUCAUGUCAGGCUGUACUCUAUUCGAGGAGGACGAGACUCCUCAAACUGCUUCCGCGAAAAGUGCUAAAAGUCUGAACGGCUUGACCCUCGAGACGGUGUUGCCCACACCGCGGCGAUCGCGUGGCUGGUGGAAUGUCAUAACGACGCCUUUCGAGGCUACGCCCAAAGGGAAAUCCCAUUUCUGGACGACCAGCCCGACGAAUGAGGACGACACGCCCGACGUACCAAUGCUACCGGAUAUGGCCUCCAUCGUGGGCCCUCAAAUGGCACAGCAAACCGCAGUCUCUCCACUAGAAUCAACCUGUCCUUCCUCAGCUACUACGCCAGUGACGGCUUCUGCUAUUGGUGUCUCUCCCACAACGUUCCUUGCCAUCAGGUCUCCUGUCAGCCCUGGGAAUCCGGAAGAUUCAGAGCAGACCUGGGCGAUAUACAGCCCGAGUCUAGCAAAGAUCCCUGAAGACACGCGUUCCGAGACAGCGGUUAACACUCCAGAAAGUCGAUUUGUCAACGAGAACAAUCUUAAACAAGCAGUAGCUGUGCAGCCUGUCGUUAUUUGCUCUCAUCCAUCAAUGCAUGAUUCUCCGCCAAGAUCUCAUUUCAGCGUCUUCAGCCCGGAUGAAAGCGACCUCAGCAUCACGCUCGGCGAUGCUUCAACAGAACCUAACUUGCCUAUUGGCAACUCAGAGAACCCAUCGACACAGGCCCCCACUCAACCACUAGCUCAAGCUGUGACUUCGCCAGUGGAUGAGAAUCCGAGAUCACCCACCGUUGGGGAGACACCUGUGGUAGCGAUGGCAUCCGUUGGCACAGUCCAUGCUGCUCGUACGGUUGGUAGGGAGGCGUACCAGCAAGGAACGUCGGGUCAGGAGUCGUACACUGCUUCUGCUUCUUAUCAGAGCCGCAUUCCUCCCCCUAUUGUGAAUAUCACGCUGGCUGAACGCAGCAAUCAACCUCUGCAUUUCUACUCUGAGCCGCCAGAAUACCAGCGGCACGGCCCCGACUCUCGGAGCGCUGGCGUUGCUGGCUUGUAUGGACAGUCAGGGAACAACUAUCCACUGAACCCCAUCUCGCAUCAGCAGUAUCAGGACAAGGACGAGUACGCGCAGGAGAGGUCUCGGGGAGGUCGUCGAUCGGACAACCCGUUCAGGAGAUCGAAAGAUCAAGAUCCAGGCAAGCGGAAGAAGAAGAGGAUAUGCCUGUGGAGCUGCCUGGCAAUCUUCAUCCUGGCCAUCAUCGCGCUCAUUGUCGGACUUGCUGUGGGCUUGACGAGGAAGCCCAAGAACGACAUGCCGGUCGAGUCGCGGUGGCUCAACCUGACGGGUUAUCCUCCUAUCCCAACCGGCAUUUCCACGGUCGCAAGACUCGACACCAUCAAAGAAGUCUCCGGAUGCGUAAACCCCUCUACAGUAUGGAGUUGUGCUGUGCCUAAGGAGGAGCAGGAAUCCAUCGCCCCCAACGCGCCCAACCAGCCAAACUUCCGACUCGAGAUCCGCUUCGUGAACGGCAGCAUCUCCAACUCAUCCGCCACCCAAACUCUGAGCCGCCGAAGCUCCUCCCGCCACUUCCAACCCCGCGACACCUUCCUCGACACGAUCCUUAACCCCUCCCCCCGCGUCCCCACCCUCGAAGACCAGCGCUUCCUCGGCAACACAACCGAUGACCACGCCCUCCCCUUCGAAGGCGAAUCCACGCCCUUCUACCUCUCCUUCCUAAACCCGGCCCCCCUGCCCUCGCGGCUGGCAAAGCGCCAAACCCGCCCCACCAACACCACCACCCCAUCCCCAUCCUCAUCCUCAGAUGACGCACUCGUCUCCCGCCUCGCCUCCCUCAUCCCCACCCCCGCCACCAACCCCGACGGCUCCGGCGCCGCAGCGCCAGCGAACCUGUACCCGCUGCCCACAGCGCAGCCCCUGCGCCUCUUCGACCGCGGCCUACCGACCGAGCAUUACGGGUUCUACACCUACUUCGAGCGGUCCAUCUUCCUGCGGUCGCUGAACUCGACCGCGGAAAAGGAGGCCGGCGAAACGGGCAACGUGGCCGCUGAUCUCGAUGGCGGUGCUGCGGCUGAGGGCGCGAAUUUCCGCUGCUCGUGGACGCAGACGAGGUUUAGGGUCCAGAUCUGGACGAGGCAGGCCACCCCGCUACUCGGAAACUCCUCUGCUACGGUGCAUUUAGGCGGUGGUGCUAGCGGCGGUAGCAACAAGACGUCUUCGGCGAACACGUUCGCUCAGCCGGGCUCGUUUCCCUACCCGGUAACUAUCACGACGGACCGACAUGGCGGGAGCCUGGACGGGAAGAUGGUGUACUGCUACGCACUGGAUGAACGGGGGCGGUAUAUCCUCAAUGAGAAAGGGAUCCAGCCUGAGCAGCGCAGUUUUGGGGGCACGCCUGUGAAUCCUGCACAAGGGCCUUUUGGGGACGUGCCCGUGUCAUUAGAGGACGGUGGGCCUGGAGGCAUCGAUGGCGGAAGCGGCGGAUGCGAAUGUCAGUGGGUGAACUGGCAGAGAGGAACGUAG